AGGAGCAUCCCGCGGGGACAACGGCGGGCUGCCGGUACCGCGCUGUCUCCAGGUCCCGGUACCGGCUUUGCGGGUGGUUCGGAACCGCAGUGAGCGCGCGGGGUUUGGUAGCACCGAGCAAGCGGGCCGCGGUGCUGCGGGAGGAAAGCUGCGUUUCUCCGCGUUCCAACGGCAGAACGCUCAGCGUGCCCUGCAAGUUUGUUCGUCUCUAUUCGGGGAGCGGAACCCCAGCCGGGCGCUCAGCCGCGGUGGGGCCGGCGAGGGGCGAGCGGUGCGGUCUGUGCACGCGGGUGUGAUGUGCUGCUGGGUGAGCGAAUGGGGAGAGCGGGGAGCCGUGCGGUCCCUCUGAAAGUGAACGUCACAUUCCCAGAGCGAUGUGUGGAAGCAGAAACGAGGAGGUGUUGUGCUUGGCUGUUAGGCAUGGAAAAAGCUCCCGUGAUGAACUCCUGCACUGCUUCAGCAGGGAUCACGCUUGUCCCUUGUGCAGUGGUGAAAUGGUGAUGGUGGCGAGGAGGACUUCCCUCUAAGACAGCACUGGAACCUCUUUUCAUUGUGAAAUACCUGGAGUUGUGCAUCCAGCAGCCCGCACCUGGGUGGCUUUUCAGCGUUUUGCCAUUUAUGGGAGUACCUUUGAGAUCUGGACCAAAUCUCUCGUUUAAUUAUUAAUGUCAGAACAUUUUCCAUCCAGCUUGCAGAGCACACGUUGGAGCGGUGGCGACGAGAGUGCUGCUGAAUGAGCCUUUAACCUGGAGCCUCUAAACUGCUGAAGCAGCACAGUUGUGGCUAAUUGCAGUCUGAUAUGGCUGCUGCACUUCUCCAGGAGCCAGUGGGGCCCAUUUGUGGCAGCUUUGCAACUGGUGAUGUGCAGUGGGACAGGGAUCCCUCCCAGCUUGUGCACCAGGCUGUGUGUGGCGGUGUGAUGGUGUCAGGUGCAGCAUCCUGGAGAUGGGAUGGGACCAGUGGCACAAACUCGGGCAUUUCCCUCCUCAGCUGUGCUGUAGGGCUGGUCUAUGUGAGCACGUGCAUCCUAGGUAGCACAGUUUCUGAAAGGAGUGCUUCCUGACAUCCAGGAUGGAGAUCUGUCUGUUUUCACCCUCCAGUUGUGCUAGAAGCCCAGGUUUAACCCUCCCUAAAAAUGCUGUCCUAGCUCUGCUCUGCAGGACUCUGUUGUCCUCCUGGUGGCUCUUUCCAACCCCCGCGCUGUCCCCGGGUCAGGACUUGGGCUGACAAUACAUCAGUGCACAGUGUGGGGUGCUGGGAGUGCCUUGGGACCCCUGAGGCUCUGUCCACACCUGGGCUGUGUUGGAGUCAUGCAUCCAGAGGAGAGUUCUGCUUUCCUUGGCAGCACAGCCUGUGUUAUUCUGGAGAUGGAGCCAAGAGACAGCCCUGAGACUUUUCAGCUCAGAGGAGUGUUAGCAUUGCUACACCAGGCUGGGGGGGGGGAGGUCUGUCAGAGUGGGGUGAGCACUGUGUGGCUCUGGCUCGCAGGAGAGUGGAUCCUCUGAAAAAGAAGAGAAACGGAGAGCCCCUGUGCAAGGACACCAGAACUCACUUGUGGAAAAUGGUGCCUGGGUGCCGAAGGACGCCUGAAGCCUGGUGCCAGCAGGUGGCUGCCAUGCGAGGCGCUGCCCGUCCCCUCGCUGCUCUGCACACCGUCCCUGCUGCGUGCCCGGCGCCGUGCUGCUCUGCUCGCCAUGGGAGGAUGCUUCUCCAAGCCCAAGCCAGUUGAAGUGAAAAUCGAGGUUGUGAUACCUGAGAAGGAGAGGAGCAAGGAGGAGAUGUCACCCAACGGGAAAGCCAGCCCAUUGGUUUACAAGGUCAAUGGGACUGCCCGGCAUUACCAUCUCGAGGAGCAUCCCAUUGCCAGCAACCCCUACCACAACCCAAAGGAUGUAGUGGAAGCGUCUGUGUGCCAUGUGAAGGACCUGGAGAAUGGACAGAUGCGUGAGGUGGACCUGGGCUGUGGGAAGGCACUGCUGAUCAAGGAGGCUGGAGAGUUCUAUGCCAUGGGACACAAAUGCCCCCACUAUGGGGCCCCGCUGGUUAAAGGGGUUUUGUCCAAAGGAAGGGUCCGCUGCCCCUGGCACGGGGCUUGUUUCAACAUUGGCACUGGUGACAUCGAGGACUUUCCUGGCUUGGACAGCCUGCCCAGGUUCCAGGUGAAGAUUGAGAAGGAGAAGGUGUACAUCCGAGCAAGCAAGCAGGCCCUUCAGACACAGAGGAGGACGAAGAUGAUGGCAAAGUGCAUCUCCUUGAGCAACUACAACCUGAGCAGUACCAACGUGCUGAUCAUCGGUGCAGGUGCAGCAGGGUUAGUCUGUGCAGAGACGUUGCGCCAGGAGGGUUUCUCAGACAGGAUUGUGAUGUGCACGAUGGACAGACACUUGCCCUACGACAGACCGAAGCUCAGCAAGUCAAUGGAUUCCCACCCAGAGCAGAUUGCCCUGCGCCCCAAGGAGUUCUUCCGCACGUACGACAUCGAAGUCCUGACAGAAAUGCAGGCUGUGGCUGUGGAUAUCAAGAACAAGACGGCUGUGUUCAAGGAUGGCUUUAAGAUGGAGUACAACAAACUGCUGAUAGCGACUGGAAACACGCCCAAAGCUCUCAGCUGUAAGGGCAAGGAAGUGGAAAACGUUUUCAACAUCCGGACGCCAGAAGACGCGAACCGCGUGGUGAAGUUGGCCACCAGCAAGAACGUGGUGAUAGUGGGAGCUUCCUUCCUUGGGAUGGAGGUGGCUGCCUACCUGACGGAGAGGGCCCACUCGGUGUCUGUGGUGGAGCUGGAGGAGGUCCCAUUCAAGAAGUUCUUUGGGGAGAGAGUUGGUCGUGCUGUCAUGAAGAUGUUCGAGAGCCACAGGGUGAAGUUCUACAUGCAGACUGAGGUGUCGGAGCUCCGGGAGCAGGAGGGCAAGCUGAAGGAGGUGGUGCUGAAGAGUGGGAAGGUCCUGCGCGCAGACGUUUGUGUCGUUGGCAUUGGUGCAGUGCCAGCGACGGGAUUUCUCAAGCAGAGUGGCAUCAACAUUGACUCCAAAGGCUUCAUCGUGGUCAACAAGAUGAUGCAGACCAACAUCCCUGGAGUGUUUGCAGCUGGUGAUGCUGUCACAUUCCCACUGGCCUUGAGGAACAAUAAGAAAGUGAAUGUCCCCCACUGGCAGAUGGCCCAUAUGCAUGGCCGUAUUGCAGCACUGAAUAUGCUGGCCCACGGCACAGAGAUCAGCACAGUCCCCUAUUUGUGGACUGCAAUGUUUGGGAAAAGCAUUCGAUAUGCAGGCCACGGGGAAGGAUUUGAUGAUGUUGUCAUUCAAGGGGACUUGGAUGAACUGAAGUUUGUUGCAUUUUAUACCAAGAGUGACGAGGUGGUGGCUGUGGCCAGCAUGAACUACGACCCCAUUGUUUCCAAGGUGGCCGAGGUCCUGGCUGCUGGCAGGGCCAUCCGAAAGCGUGACGUGGAGCUGUUUGUCCGUCACGGCAAAACUGGAGAUAUGUCCUGGCUAACGGGGAAAGGCUCCUAACAGACAUGGCUGCAACCUCCUGAUACUGCGCUGGCCUCGAGGAGAUGGGGAUGGCUGCAGAGCUCCACAGCACGAUGCAAAUAAUGCACCUGAGUCAUUUUCCCUUGAGACUUGGCCAAACCCAGCCUUUUUCACCCAGCAGUCACCUUCCCAGCAGCUCUGUGCAUGCAAACCGCCGCCAGCUCUCCUGGGUGUGGGGUCAGUGGGUGGAAUCCCCACUGCAAAGUCAAGGAAACAGACCCUGGGGGAGCAGGGUUGGCACCAGCAUGGCUGGCAAGGAGCUGCAGACUGCUGACAUGGGGGCCAUGGUGCUGGUGGGUGCCACAUCCAUGCUCUCCAAGCGGCACAACAAGAGCCCCAAGCACAUCCCUUCACCUUAUGAACAGCAUGAGUGCCUUUUGUUGUUCUCUGUAGCCAGUACAUGCUCUCAAGCACAUUGAUCCUUCCUAGAUCCUCUUUCCUCCCCAUGGAGCCCAGCAUCUGCACCUUCUCCUUAGUGGUAAUGGAAAGAUUGACAUUGCUGCUGCCAUGCUACUGCAGGCAGAACAGCUGGAGGAGUAUUUCUGGCUGUUCUCUGCCCUUAGUCAUUUACUCUUCCUGUCUCCUGAUGGCAGAGCUACAUAUCUCAUCUCAACUGGCAGAGUCAGUGCUCUGUGGCCAUGCUUGCUGCUCCUGGCUGGCAGAAGGGCCCCAGUUCUUGCUCAGGAGUGGAGGUGGCCAGUUCAGAUCCCUGUGUUUGUCCACCCAGCAGAGCCAGGUGUGAGAUUCCCCCAUGGACAGCAUCCAGUUCUGUCCUUUGGGAGCUUUGUUCCCCAUCUGUCACUGCAUUACCCUCAGCCCAAAGCCAGAAAAUUGUUAUUUUCAGUUUGAUUCAUCCCCCCCUUAUGAAUGAAAGCAGUGCUCCUAUUGUGACCCAGACCCUUUCUGCUCCCUUCCAAGCCCAGCAGGUUGGGCAGAUGGUGCCUGCACCUCCUGUGCAGGAUUCCCUUGUGUCCCAUGUCCUGCUCAUCUUUAUUUCCAGACUCUCAGAUCUUUGCUCAGGUGGCAACGUCAGCAGUCACACCUCCUCUUGGCCCCUUCUGCUUUCACUGCCAGGUUUUUCCCAGGCAGUGUGACCAGUGGUGGCCGUAGGCAGGGAUGUGAGCACAGUGCCCAGCUGCUGCUUUGGAUCCAUGGGCAGCUGUGGCUGUGCAUCACAUAUCUUGCUGCUGGGGUGGUCAGAUGCCAUCCAGCAGCACUGGGAUCAUUUACCUCUUAUUGCUCUGCUCCUUCUUUCCUCACUGCCCCGGCACAGCAGCUCUGUGUGCCCCCCAGCAGAGCCUGGCUGACCUUUUCCAAAGCACCACCUUUCUGCUCACCCAGAGGCACCAUCCUCUGAAGUGCUCCCACACAGCUGUGCAGUGUGUUUUGCUUUUCAGGAAAAGCAUGUCCUGUCCACAUGUGGCCAAAUAGACCAGCAGGACCUCAUGGGCUUUUCUGCUGGUUUAUCAGCCUUCCUUAGUGCACUGUCCUAACCCAGUGACAGACCAACACUCAGAGCAUGCUCUAUUUAUUCCAUACCUUAUAACAUUGCCUGGGAUAUCCACGUAGCAUAGGGUUUUUCCCCAAAAGAGAGUCCUUGGUGGGACCUCCUAGCACUCCUCCUUCUUCCCAGCAGCCUGUAUGAUGUACUCCACAGCUCAGCUUUGGCUUCAGCAAGUAGAAAAAUCCUUUUUAUUUGGUUUCUCAUGUCCCUUACCAGGGUCUGGCCCUUAAGAACUGCUUUAAAAUGGCCUCAAUAGCAGCAGCAGCCAGACCAGGCACUGGCAGCAGCUGCUGCCUGAGGCACCUGCUGGGAUGGGGCGAAGGCUGAAGAGCACAAGGAGAACCAUUGGGGGCCCACACCUGUGUGAGGACCCACACAUCCACAAUGGGGACCACCUGCUCCAGUGGGGGCAAAAAGCUCCAUGGGCCUGGGGACUUUAGGACUCGUUUUUUGGCAACGUCACCUCGAUGCCAGUGUGGAGAUGGUGGAGAUGGUGGAGCACUUUUGCUGUUGUGUCCCUUCUGCAACGGGAAGGGUUUCAGGGGAUGGGGCACAUCCACAUCCACAUUUGUCAGGGAACUUUAAGCAAUAAUGAUGCUGAUACAAUGCAGUGGGGAGAGGGUGCAAUGGGGCAGAGUGCUGCGUGGAGGGGAUGGUGGUGACAGAUGGACGGCCACCACCUGCUGCUGGAAAUGCUCUGUACCCUUGGGCUCAGUGUCUGGGAGCUCUCACUGUGGCAAUAAAGGCCCUUC
This is a messenger RNA of Lagopus muta (rock ptarmigan), 5789 nucleotides long. It is a transcript of the gene AIFM3, whose product is annotated as apoptosis inducing factor mitochondria associated 3. Gene Ontology annotation, molecular function: flavin adenine dinucleotide binding; oxidoreductase activity, acting on NAD(P)H; 2 iron, 2 sulfur cluster binding. Gene Ontology annotation, biological process: execution phase of apoptosis. The transcript is spliced from 21 exons. The record is from RefSeq and is a predicted model, not a curated record. Gene Ontology annotation, cellular component: mitochondrion; cytoplasm. NCBI's taxonomy places the organism in Eukaryota, Metazoa, Chordata, Aves, Galliformes, Phasianidae. The coding region runs from base 1695 to 3512 and encodes 605 amino acids.